Molecule: messenger RNA, 3348 nt
Organism: Echinococcus granulosus
Lineage: Eukaryota; Metazoa; Platyhelminthes; Cestoda; Cyclophyllidea; Taeniidae
Product: Hepatocyte nuclear factor 6
Exons: 10
Coding region: 1-3348 (1115 amino acids)
Biological process (GO): regulation of transcription by RNA polymerase II
Cellular component (GO): nucleus
Molecular function (GO): RNA polymerase II cis-regulatory region sequence-specific DNA binding; DNA-binding transcription factor activity, RNA polymerase II-specific
Source: RefSeq, a predicted model, not a curated record
AUGGAUUUCUCCAUUUCCCAGUUCACUGGGGAAGCGGGCAUCUCGGAGGCUAAGGCGUCGCCGCUGGCGUUGGUGAAGAAUGAUUUUGCUGACACUGAUGUCAGUAUUAGCUAUGCGUCUACCACGGAGACUGCCGAGAUCUUUCAACACCUACCCACUAAUAUGUAUGCCAAUAUUGUCUCUGGUUACCCCCGAUCUGAGGCCUAUUCUAGUACCUGUUUCCCCUAUGCUCAUGUUAAUCCCGUCAUGACGACAGCCUCGGGUGGAAUGCCUUUUUUUCCCUACGUUGGAACAAUUGAUCAGCAGUCAUUGCAUUCACAACAUCAUCAACAAGAGGUGGAGGAGGAGCGUCUGAAAUCUACCUGUUCCACCAGCCAGAUGCCUGCUGGGACGGAAAGCGAGCAGAACUGUUACUAUUCUACUGAAACACAAGAAUAUGCCACAGAGGACGAACAAAUAACAAACGUAAAUGAAGCUUACAAGUAUGAGACCCUAAACAACUUUAAAGAUACUGACGAGGAGGAAGAGGUUCUUGAAACUCGCCUAGAUGAAGCCUUGCCUGAUUGGGCAACGAGUUCGACAAUGAUGAACACGUCUACAGAGGGCAUGGUGCAGUCUGCCGAGGUUUCAAGGACCUCCACGAAUCAGACUUACACUUCAGCAACUGAACACGAGGGCCUUUUGGACUGCUCUAAUCGCAGCUCCGAUUCCAAGACCUAUGACGAGACUGGAGGUGACUACUGCUCCACAGACCAAAGUUUGAGCGUCUCCCAGGAUCAGCAACACCAGAUCCAAAAUACCGAUCCCUCCUUUCAAGAGUCAUCGGCGGUCUACAUGACUUCCGAAAUGCCGAUUGCAGAAAAUCAGCAGCCUAACUAUCCACCGAACGUGACCUGCGCUCAGUCAAGUCUAAUGCCCCCAAUGUUUCCCUACCAGUACCUCUCUUCCGGUUUCACAGGUGAUCAAAACACCUCACCAAUGGAGGGAAUUGUCUCGCAAAACUUUGUAUUCAGUAAUCAAAGCGCCUCAACUAUUAAUCCCUACACCGGGGAGUUGGCCAAUCCUCAUGCUCUGAGAAUGUCCUCCGAGGCAAUGGAAAGCUCUAUCGAUAAGGCUCUCUUCACCCACUCGGCGGGGCCGGUGGAUUCAUGGACAGGCUUUCAGAAGGGAAUGGUAGCGAAUGCCCUAGCCUCUCAAAGUCACAAUGAUCUUCAACUCGGUCAGAUGUCGGAUAGCGAGGAGUUGAACACCAAGGAGUUGGCACAGAGGGUGAGUGCUGAGCUGAAACGCUACAGCAUUCCACAAGCGGUGUUUGCGCAAAGGGUGCUCUGUCGAAGUCAGGGAACUCUGUCAGACCUACUCAGGAAUCCGAAACCCUGGAGUAAACUGAAAUCAGGGCGAGAGACCUUCAGACGCAUGUGGAAGUGGCUUCAAGAGCCAGAAUAUCAGCGGAUGUCGGCGCUUCGGUUGGCUGGAAAGUAUCUGCAAAAUUCAACAAGCAAACGAAAGGAUCAUGAGAUUAUGCCUGGUGUAGGGAAUGAAGAAAUUCGAGUUAUUAAAAAGCCACGUCUCGUCUUCACCGACAUUCAACGUCGCACUCUUCACGCCAUCUUCAAGGAGACCAAACGUCCCAGCAAGGAGAUGCAGGCAACAAUUGCACAUCAAUUGGGUCUGGAGAUCUCCACGGUUGCCAACUUCUUCAUGAACGCGAGACGACGCUCCCUAGAGAAAUGGCAAGACGGUGGAGACAGCAAAAACUCAUCCAUCAUUGAUUCUUCAUCACCCCAGUCUUCUGCAGAUCCCUCUGAAAGCCUUGCUGCGAGCAACGAGGACGCCACAUCAAUUGCACACCUCAGUGGUUCCGCCUACGCUCAGUCUGGAAUCACGGCUGCCAGUUACCCCAGUACUGAUCAGACCUCGAUGUAUGCCGCAGUCUCCGUGGUUUCGUGUCAGGCUUCGAAUCAGAUGUAUGUGCAGCAGCCGGAUUACACCUUCGCUUCGAGUCAGCAGAACUUUCUGCCAACUCAGAGGGAGCAGAGGAUCCAUCCAUACGCGAAGACGCGAGGUCCCAGCACCUUCCAGUCGCAGUACUUCACGCACUAUCAACAAGAGCAGCAACCACCACUGUCUUCACCGCCACCGCCACCACCACAAGUGGUGGUUCAACGUCUACCCCGACAGCCUCAACCCCCAAUACCACAUCAACAACAGUCGAGCUCUCUCUUUGAUCUACGUCGUCUUGCAUCGGCGUCACAACUGGAUCCACGUUUUCUAGCUACCGCAACAGAGCUGAGUGCGAGCCAUCAGUCACUACGCGACCAAGCCCUCGAAAUCUGUUCCAACAUGGCUGCAGCAGCGGCAGCUGCAGCCGCCAACGCCAAGUUCAACACGGUUGCCAGUUCCACCGAAAGGCAAUUCUUGAAGCAAGAGGCGGAGACGGUGGUGGAACAGGAGGAGGAGUACCUUGCCGAACGUGGUAAAGGGAUGCCUCGUGAUAAUUUAACUGAGAGACGAGAGUAUGAAAAAAUUAGCAGUAUAGAUAAGACAAAGGCUACAGCGGUUACUCCAGCUUUGGAUUUAACACAAGAAAAUGCCUGUAGCGCUUUGGAAGAACUCGAGGUAGAUGAGACCGAAUUCCGCCAAGAUCCAAACUCUUUUACUGACGCUGACAUUCAAAAGAUGAAUGUUGUGGAUGCCAAUGCUAAGAAUAAGGUAUUGGAGGAAGCUCUGCGAGGCAAACAGGAGAUGCUUCAACGUAUUAUUGCAGAACGUGAUGCCACCUGCAAGGAGAAGUCUACACUUACUCUGCGUCUUCAGGUGGCAGAAGAUCAGCUUCGAGAUGUGGAGCACAAACUCAACAGUCGAGUUCUCGGUGUCGAGAUGGAAAAAGCUUGCCUCACAAAAACUCUCGAGGGUGUACGUGCUGUCGCCGAGACAGCGGAUGAAAUUAGCUCUCAAAUUCAAAGAACUCUUUGUGAUGCCGGUGUGACAAUGCCUCAACACCUGCCAUCUAGCAAUUCACCCACCUCACUCAUUCAAAAGUUGAUUGACCACACAAGUCAGCUUUUAGGAGAAUUUCAAAAACUUUCCAAACAGAGAGAUGCCUUUAGGAGUGAAAUAUCUAGACGAGAAGCGGAUGAGGCCAAGUCCCAUCGGAUGAAGGAAUUUUUGCAUCAUGAAAUAGAUCGGUAUGCCAAAGAAUGUCGACGACUUUCAAGGGAGUUGGAGGGAAGACAAUGGUUAUCGACAACAAUUGAAUUAGAAAAUGAAGAUUUCCCGGCGACUCCAACCCGUCAUAUGGAACGGGCUGAUUUGGUAUUAGAGACUGACGUUGUCCUAUUGCACUGA